This is a messenger RNA of Schistocerca americana (American grasshopper), 4811 nucleotides long. Its product is annotated as probable cytochrome P450 301a1, mitochondrial. The transcript has 12 exons. The record is from RefSeq and is a predicted model, not a curated record. Gene Ontology annotation, molecular function: oxidoreductase activity, acting on paired donors, with incorporation or reduction of molecular oxygen; heme binding; iron ion binding. Lineage: Eukaryota; Metazoa; Arthropoda; Insecta; Orthoptera; Acrididae. Bases 126 to 1766 code for a protein of 546 amino acids.
GUCCUAUCCGGUCAGCCAGUCGCCAGCUGGCGUGCGUCAGCAGUAGACGCCGUUGUGUCAGUGUCUGAACAAGAGAGGCAAGAGCGAACCACCCCUUCAGCCGGCCAAGCCUCUGGACCAGUGAGAUGACCGGCGCCGCCCUCUCCGUGGCCAGACGCGCGUGCAGCGGCAGCCGCCGCCUCCUGUCGCUGCCGCCCCCAGCCGCCCCCGCCGCCACUCCUUUCUCUGGCAGGUGGCUGGCCACUGCCGCCGCCCCCGCAGAGGCGCCACCCAGCUCUCCGUCUCAAGAGUGGCUCAGCGCGAGGCCCUUCGAGGAGAUGCCAGGCCCCAAGAAGCUGCCCAUCAUCGGCAACAUCUGGAAUUUCAUCCCUAAGAUCGGAGAGAUGUCGAAUCAAGACUUGAAUGAAUUAAACGACUUCCUGUGGAAGCGGUACGGGGAUUUGGUGAAACUAGACGGCAUUCCUGGGCGGCCGACAGCUGUGCUCCUGUUUAACGCAAACGACAUUGAGAAAGCGUUCCGCAACGAGGGACCAUGGCCGCACCGGAGUGGCCUGCAGAGCAUGCUGUACUACCGGAAACACGUCAGGCCCGACUGGUUUCGGGACCGCUGCGGUGUCGCCGUCACCCAGGGGGAGGAGUGGUACAACUUCCGGCGCAAAGUCAACCAGCCCUUAAUGCAGCCUAGAUCCGCCAAGCUGUACGUGGGACCCAUAGACCAGGUGGCCGAAGACUUCGUCAACAGGAUGGUUCUGCUCAGGGACGAAAACCUGGAGAUGCCGGACAAUUUCCUUAACGAGCUCUACAAGUGGGCCCUCGAAUCGGUGUCACUGGUGGCGCUGGACGCGCGCCUCGGUUGCCUGGAGCCGGAUUUCCCUCCCGACUCUGAGCCGCAGAGGCUAAUCGACACCGUGCAGGUCCUGUUCGACUCGAUAUACAAGCUGGAGUUCCGGCUGUCACCGUGGAAGGUCAUCAGCACACCCACCUGGCGGCGCUUCGUCCGGGGGCUCGACUACUUCUACGAGACAUCGAUGAAAUACAUCAACGCCGCCAUGGAACGCAUCAAGGCCAAAGGCGAGAACUCCACUGGAGACCUCAGCGUGCUGGAGCGGCUGCUGCUCCAGAAUGAUGACCCUGUAGUCGCCUGCGUCAUGGCGCUAGACAUGAUGUUCGCCGGCGUCGACACGACUUCCAACGCGGCCGUAGCCUGCCUGUACUACCUGUCCAAGAACCCGGAGGCCCAGCAGCGGCUGUUUGAGGAGGUGUACGGCCAGCUGCCAGAGUCGCAGAGUCAGCCGCUGACGGCCAGCAAGCUGGAGGAGUGCCGCUACCUCAGGGCGUGCUUCAGGGAGGCCAUGAGGUUGAAGCCCAUAGCACCAGGCAACGCCCGACGGGUCCUCGUCGAUGACUUUGUUUUGGGCGGCUACCGUAUACCUAAAGGGGUGGACCUCGUCAUGGGACACCCGCAGCUCUCGGUCUCGGAGCAGUACUUCCCUCAGGCGGACCAGUUCCGCCCCGAGCGCUGGCUGAAGGGCCCGGACGGCCGGUCGGAGGCGCAGGAUGCGCACCCCUUCGCCUCGAUGCCCUUCGGCUUCGGCCCCAGGAUGUGCAUCGGCAGGCGCUUCGCAGAGCUGGAGGUCUACACGCUGGUGGCCAGGAUAAUCCGGCGCUUCCGCCUAGAAUUCCACGGUGACAUCAAGUGGAACACGGGCUUGAUCCAGUACGCGGCAUCCCCCCUCAAGUUCAAGGCCAUAGACAGGGACCGCUGACGACCGAGCCGUCGAUGGAUACAUCUCUACGGUGAAUGAUGCAUGGUUGGUUGGAAGGUUGGACUCGCAGUGGUGUGCGACGGCUUCGAAAGCAUGCUACGCCUUUCAGCUUGCAAUAUACGAAGCUGUCCGAUUUUCUUAACAGCUCACCGCAGAUAUUUUUUCACUCUAGAAUAAUUAUACAAAAAUAUCCAUCAUUAUUUUACCUGAUAAAGAUAACUGUUAAAUUAACUAUAUAAUUCUUUUUAGCAUUGCUAGAGGAUUUCCAUGUAGGACAAGGAUAAGACGUUGCCAGAAGCCCAGUUUAGUGCAGUGCUUCACAUGGUAACGGUUCUGGCACUGUACAAGAAGAAUAACGAAGUAUUUGGCAGUUCUCACAUCACACGAGACGUGAGAGAUAAGACGGACGUGGAGAGGAAUGAGCUGAGUGACGCAGUGCCUUAGAAUGUGACGUUGCGAAGUAGUCAUGUGGGUCAAAGCCUCAUCAGUUUCUGUCGGAUUUGGGGAACGUGCUACGAAAAGUGAACGAAUACGAUCCGAGAUUGCAGUUUUUCAGCCCAAGCGGCACCAAGCACAGCAUUUAGUUUCUUUUUCUUUUUUGCUUUUCCAUAUAUGGAAAUAAGCUGAUCCGCGGCUCCUAGAAAAUGUUGGGGAAAGAUUGGUUUUUCUUUUUUUUUUUUUCAUCAAUCUUCUCGCUGGGUCGAUGACGCCCACCUUUGAUUCCUCUCCUGUGCCAACCAUUUCAUCUCAGAGUACCACUUGCAACCUACAUCCUCAGUUAUUUGUUGGAUGUAUUGCAAUUUCUGUCUUCCUACAAUUUUUAUCCUUUACAUUUCCUUCUAGUACCAUGGAGGUUACUCCCCGAUGUCUUUAACGCAGGUCUUAUAAUCCCGUCCCUUCUUCUUGUAAGUGUUCUCCGUAUUAUCCUUUCUUCGCUGAUUAUGCGGAGAAACUCCUUAUUCCUUAUCUUAUUGGUCCAUAUGAUUUUCAACGUUCUUCUGUGGCAUCACAUAUCAGACUCUUUGACUGUCUUCUUUCCGAUUUCCCUACAGUCUAUGAUUCACUACCAUGCAAAUUAGCUUGCCAAACGUAAGUGCUCUGAAAUUUCUUCCUCACAUAUGGACGAAUGUUUGACAUUAGCAAACUUCUCUUGUCCAGGAACGCCCUCUAUACUGUGCUGAUCUGCUUUUUAUGUCCUCCCUGCUUCGUCUACCGGUGUGUUAUUCUGUUUCCACGAUAGCUUCUUCUGCUUCCUGGUCCCUAAUUUUGGUGUUAAGUUUAUCGCUGCUUUCAUUUCUACUACUCCUCGUUACUUUCGUCUAGCUUCCAUUCACUCUCACUCCGUAGACUGUACACAUUAGACUCUUCAGUGCAUUCGACGCGACCUUUAAUUCUUCUUCACAUUCACUAAGGAUAACAAUGUCAUCAGGAAAUCUUAUCAUUGAUGUCCAUUCUCCCUGAAUUUUAAUCCCACUAUUUAACCUUUCUGUUAUUUCCAUCAUUGCUUCUUUGAUGAACAGAUUGAACUGUAGGGGCGAAAGACUACAUUACUGUCUUAAACACGUUUUAAACCGAACACUUCGUUCCUGCCUUCAUGUUCUUAUUGUUGUCCCUUGGUUCUUGUAAAGAUCGUGUAUUAUCCGUCUUUCCCUGUAUCCGACUCGUAUUUUUUCUCAGAAUAUCAUUUCACAUUGACGAAAGCAUUUCUGUGUCGACAGAUCCCACGAAGGAGUCUUGAUUUAAGCCUUGCUUCCAUCACAUUCACAACGUCAGAACUGCUUCCCUGAUUCCCUUGCCUUUCCGAAAGCUAAACUUAUUGGGAAAUCUGACCAUAUCCAGAUGUUCUGCUCAGUCUAUAUUUGUGUACUUCCCCGCUGGUAUAGUGAAAAUGACAAAUUGGAGACGAAACUGGAAGUCAUGAAGGCAAAACAGUAAGAAAUAUAAACGUUGUUGACGCUAGCGUACAAAGUGAUUUCUCCUGUGGGCAAUGUAUGUUCGACGCCCACAGAGGAAGAAAUCUUUAGCUCCCACAAAUGUUUAUAACAUUGUCUGCUAGUUCAGAUGAUCGAUGACAUUUAGUCUAGCAAGAGAAUAUAGAAAUCCCUUUCGGAUCUGCUGGAACCAAAAUGAAGUUACUGGGGAUUUUUUCCUCGUUUUGUCGAGAAUCGGUGAUGAAGUUAACGCAGCUGCUUAACGCUUAUCCGUUUCCGUAAGUAAAUGGCGCGUGAGACGUAGCUGAUAACUGACACUGUAUUGCGUUGUAGUCGCAACUUCACUUCUCGUGUGAUGGUUUCUGGGCGCUGACCACCUUCACUACAAGAGACGUCCGUCUUAGCUUGUAAAUACAAAAGUCUUCUAAUAUUACAUUAUCCUAUCAAUGUUAACCUUACUAAAUGCUGCUGUACUAUGUACUGUGAAGAUAUUUAUUAUAGGUUAAAGCUCCUAAUUAGUUUCAGGUAAGUGUUUUGCCUCUACUGAUAAUGUAAAUACUUGUACCUUGUUGAUUAAAACUCAACUGCCGGUCAGGUAACAGACAACAUACCGUUCGUCAGUUCAUCUGUUGGCAGUUAUUCGCUAUUAGUUUCACAGCGGCUACACUAAUUAUUUGUCUUUAAAUGUUUGUAACACCUUAACUAAAACAUGUACAAACUGACUUUAGGCAGCAUGAUUUUCCUACAGAAUAUUCAUUUUCUUUAUCUGUCACUUUUGUGGUUCUAUCACAUCUUUUCUUCUCCAUAAGUGAUAUUCAACCUUUUCUUGCCAUCAUUUGUCAUAAGCCCAGUGUUGACCACAUACAAAAUUGUAAUUUCUCUCCUCCAAGCGAGUUUCACAUCUAUUUCUGAAAGAUCACUAAAUCAUAGCAUCUAAUAUUUUUGCUGUAUUCAUCAGUAGUCCGUACCAAUUUGUCUUGUGAGAAAGACGAGAGCAAUAUCACGUAUUAUACGGUAUACAUUGUAUUUUUGUUACCACACUGCCAGUGAAUAAGAGUUAUAUCUGUUACCAAUGUAAAAAAAUGCUAUUGAAACGUUGUAACAUUAUUUCAUA